AUGAGGCAGGCGGUGGAGGCUCAGGUGUUAAACCCCCACUGUGAGCUCGGAGAACACGGCCUGCGUCAGAUCCUGACAGAUGUGAUUGAGGAGGUGAGGCAGUCAGUAGAUCAGGAUAUUGAUGGAGCGGAGAUUCUCCACAGCCUGCUGAACGCUUCCUGGCUGCAGUCGUUGCUCAAGGUUUAUGAGUGUCUUCAAAGGUACCUGAGAGAUUCCCCGGCUCCGGCUCUGGACUACGCUUCAGGACUCUCAUUUCAGCUGCUGAUAGACAUCAGAGCGUUACCAGGCUGCUCUGAAGAGGCCAAGGAGCUCUAUCGACUCCUGAGACAACCUCACCUGCAGGCUCUCCUCUCAGCUCAUGAUACGGUGGCCCAGAAGGACUAUGAGCCGGUGUUGCCUCCGAUGCCCGACGAGGUGCCAGAAGACGAGGAGGCCACCCGGAUCGUCUGCCUGGUGAAGAACAAACAGCCUCUGGGAGCGACUAUAAAGAGAAACGACAUCACAGGGGAGAUUUUUGUGGCUCGUGUGAUUCAUGGAGGUCUGGCUGAUCGGAGCGGUCUGCUCCAUGCCGGGGACAGGAUCAUGGAGGUUAACGGUUUUCCGGUGGAUGGGAUGGAACCGGAGCAAGUUAUCCAAGUCCAAGCGAGGUCGCAAGGCACCAUCAUGUUUAAGGUCAUUCCCAUCACAGAGAGGCCGGUCCACAACCAGACCAUGCUGUAUGUCCGGUCCAUGACAGACUACAGCCCUCAGCAGGAUCCCACCAUCCCCUGCGCAGACGCCGGUAUGAGCUUCAGAAAGGGGGACGUGCUGGAGAUCGUAGACCAGACCGACUCUCAGUGGUGGCAGGCCAAGAAACUUCCCAGCAACAUGGCCUGCGCCGGCCUCAUCCCCUCUGCCGGCCUGCUCAAACGGAAGCAGAGGGAGUUCUGGUGGUCUCAGCCUUAUCUGCCACAUGCCUGCAUACAAACCCUGAGCACUGUAGAGGAAGAGGAAGACAUGAUGGCCAUCGAUGACAGAUGUGUUGAAGCAGAUGAGGAAGCAUUUGAAUCUGACGAGCUCAGAGAAGACGAGGAUGACUUCAGCGGCAAUAUUGAAGGAAUCUACUUAGUGGGCUUCAGGCGCAGCAUGCGUCUGUGUCGUCGUCGGUCUCACAGCACCACCCAUCCGUCCUGCCACACCCGUAACCCCAGCGGCUGCAGCAGCGCCUUCAGCAGCCCCUACGAGGAGGUGGUACGCCACCAGCGCCACCCGCAGGACCCACAGCGCCUCAUCGCCCUCAUAGGUCCGUCUGGUGUUGGUGUGAAUGAACUUCGGAGGCGCUUGAUUGAAAUGAGUCCAAGCAUCUUCCAGGGACCAAUACCUCACACCACGAGAGCACCCAAAGGAUACGAGGAGUCCGGCAGAGAGUAUUACUUCACCAGCCGCGAAAUCUUUGACAACAUGGUUUAUAACAACUGCUUCCUGGAGUAUGGAGAGUACAAAGGGAAUAUGUACGGCACCAGCAUCGACGCUGUGAAAGAAGUUUUAAACAGUGAAAAAAUCUGUGUCAUUGACAUCGAACCAAAUGCCAUUCAGGCAGUGAGGACUCAUGAUCUGAGAGCUUACAUCAUCUACGUGAAGCCGCCGUCAGUGGAGCACCUCAGGGAGACGAGACAGGACUCGUACAUCACCACCAACUACUACGUCAACCGACCGUUCAAAGAUGAAGACUUCCAGGAGAUAGAAGAAUCAGCCCGGAAGAUCGAGUCCCACUUCGGGCAGUUCUUCGACCACAUGAUCGUCAACGAUGAUCUGCAGGACUCGUGCGUGCAGCUGCUGACUGCGGUGAGGAAAGCACAGGACGAGCCGCAGUGGGUCCCCGCCAGCUGGAUACGACCCACCUCUGAGUCAUAA
This is a messenger RNA of Scomber japonicus (chub mackerel), 1893 nucleotides long. Its product is annotated as MAGUK p55 subfamily member 4-like. Gene Ontology annotation, cellular component: plasma membrane; adherens junction. The transcript is spliced from 21 exons. Gene Ontology annotation, molecular function: protein binding. Bases 1 to 1893 code for a protein of 630 amino acids. The record is from RefSeq and is a predicted model, not a curated record. NCBI's taxonomy places the organism in Eukaryota, Metazoa, Chordata, Actinopteri, Scombriformes, Scombridae.